Messenger RNA from Kazachstania africana CBS 2517, 945 nucleotides. RefSeq lists its product as uncharacterized. The transcript has a single exon. Bases 1 to 945 code for a protein of 314 amino acids. The record is from RefSeq and is a predicted model, not a curated record. NCBI's taxonomy places the organism in Eukaryota, Fungi, Ascomycota, Saccharomycetes, Saccharomycetales, Saccharomycetaceae.
AUGUACAUCCCCACUGUAGUCAUUUUUUCUGUAACUAUGUUCAAACUGGUGGCAGCUAGCGUUAAUCAUACCUACGGCAAUGAUAGCUUUAGUCUGUUUAUGGCACAGAAGGAUAACAAUGUAACUGGGACAAUAACGUCUGGCAGACUUUCUUAUGGUGUACCGGCAGCCGUACUAGUCCAGUACGGCUCUGCCAAUCUAUCAAUGUUUAAUGGAGGAGAACUAAACCGUUAUGAGGUUGAUCAUGACGGGGUGACUGCCCUAGCUGAAUUACUAGUGAGUCAGCGUAUUACUGAUGACGAGCACAACGUAAUGAAAAGGGACACGGCCGUCGAAACACUGAGGGCCGAUAUUUUGCAGGCACUCGAUCAGGCUUACGGUGAGAGCACGGUAAACCAUUUAGUGAAGCGAACAGACUGCAAUGGUGGAUAUUGGCAUAACUUUACGAACACGUUACAUAACAUACUACAGACAGUACAUCUCACCCUUAGGAGCCACUGGAAAGAAUACUCCUGGACACUCGCUACAAGCUUCGUGGGUGAUCUGUCCGGGUGGGUGUCACUCGGCUUGGAGACGGCACAUGGGGCCAAGGCGAGGUCACUUAAGCAUAACUGUAAUGGGGGAUUUGAUUGGAUAAACUGGAAGGACAGUAGUGGGAAAACGUUUACUUAUUGGGUGGGGUACGCGCCAUGGACUUCUGGGGCCAAUUGCGAUACUCAGGCGCCGGAGGACGUAUUGGCCUACGUUUUAGAACUGGCGUACAAAGAAGUCAAUAAUGCCAAAGGUGCGGCGUGGUGCUUCUCGGCUACAAAUGAAGGUACCUGGCACGUUGAUAUACGCAUUAUGAGAUGGGAAGAAGGCAACUUCUGCGGUUUAUCAGGCUGGGAUAUACCCUGUGAAAGCUUCAAGUUCGUACCUAACAGCAGUAAUAAUGACGAGCUGUAG